UUUUUUCUUGAAAUUUAUUUAUUAGUUUAAAUACAUAUUGGAUAUAUUGAAUAAAUUUUUUUUUUUUUAAACAAAAAAAACUUAUUCUUUAUAAGUUCGGAUGUGCAGCUGGUAAAAGUUUAAAUCCGAUCAAGAAUCUUACAAUGGCCUCAGAGAAACUCUUAUCUGAACAAGUUACAAAACAGACUUUACCCUCUCAAGCUUCCCAAAAUUCAUUAGCAAAAGCUUCUACUAUACCUUCUGAAUUGAUCCUUCAGAUUUUCAAAUAUGUUACCUCUACUGCCGACCUAAAAUCUUGUAUUCUUGUUUGUAAAUCAUGGUGUCGCUGUGGGGUUGAACUCUUGUGGCAUAAACCAGUAUUUACUGGAUAUGGUUCUCUCAUUAAACUACUAGUUACUUUAUCACGAAGUACACAAACUUUUCCGUAUGCUCUCCUUAUCCGUCGCUUAAACUUCUCCUUUUUGGGGGAGCAUGUAAGCGACGAAAUAUUAAAACGUUUAAGUUCUUGCGAAAGAUUAGAAAGACUAACUCUUGGAGGAUGUAGAAGACUUACAGAUAAUGGACUCCUAAAAUUAUUAGAUAAAGCAGAUGGGUUAGUUGCACUAGAUGUAUCAGACAUUGAAAAUUUGACGGACGCAGUUGUAGAACUAGUAGGUGAACGAUGUCGAAGAUUGCAAGGAUUAAAUGUGAGCUUAUGUAAAAAAGUUUCAGAUAAAGGUAUCUUGGCUGUCGCGUCAAAAUGUAGGAGUCUGAGAAGGAUAAAACUUAGCAGUUGUGACAUUAUUACUGAUGAAUCCGUGGUUAUUUUGGCUAAGAAUUGUCCGCACCUUCUUGAGCUUGAUCUCACCAAUUGUAAUCAAAUAACAAAUGAUGCAAUCCAACCCGUUUUCGAAAACUGUACACAAUUACGCGAGCUUCGACUUGCUUGUUGCACCAAACUUACUGACGAAUCUUUUACAGAAACUAUGCCAGCCUUGUACGAACAAUUACGUAUUUUAGAUCUUACAUCCUGUGCACUCAUCACUGAUCAAACUUUACUCAAAAUUGCACAUAGUGCACCCAAGUUACGUAAUCUUGUUCUAGCAAAAUGUGGUAAUAUCACAGACGAGGGAGUUUAUCAUAUAACUCGUUUGGGGAAGCACUUACAUUAUCUUCACUUAGGUCAUUGCUCGCGUAUCACAGAUCAUUCAAUAACUCAUCUGGCUCGUCAUUGUACACGGUUACGAUAUCUUGAUUUGGCCUGCUGUACUCAACUCACAGACGCGUCAGUAUUUGAACUAUCACAUCUUCCUAAAUUGCGUCGUAUUGGAUUGGUAAAAUGUGCUCUUAUAACAGAUCAAGCAAUCUAUGCCUUGAUUGAAAACCGGGUCGUACAGCAUACGUUAGAACGUGUGCAUCUGUCUUACUGUGUAAAUCUUACCGUUCCUGCAGUUUUAGAAUUAGUAAAUUCAUGUUUUCGUUUAACACAUUUAUCUCUUACUGGUGUUCCAGCCUUUUUACGUCCAGAAGUUCAACAAUUUUGCAGACAAGCUCCCAAAGAAUUCACACCACAUCAAAGACAAGUGUUCUGUGUUUUUAGUGGGAAAGGGGUUAAAGACUUAAAACAAUAUUUGAAUAGUACGGUUAUAGCACAACAAAGAAAUAAUCGAAUUGCUAAUGGAGUUGGUAACAUAAAUGAUCAGGUCGUCGGUCCAGUUGCAGCUGUUAGUGCUGACAUUGAGGAAUCCGUAGUUUCUGAAGCAGAAGGAGUGGGUGGGGAUAUAUCUGAGGGUGGAGAGGGUGAGAACGAAAAUAGGCACAGCCAGAAUGAUAAUAGAAAUAGGAAUCGUGUCUCGGAUCGUAAUCCUGAGGGUGAAGAUGGAGAUGUUGGAAAUGCACUCUUGGAUUUUUGAUUGUGAAAAAAAUAAACAUUAAUAUUAGAAGUGCCUUACGAUGAAUGUGAUAUGGCAAUAAUCGCUUUGCUUUAAAGCAAAUUCAUAUAUUCAAAUUUCUUCUAUCCGUUAAUCUGUGGCAUUUAGUUGUUUUUUAUAUUAUUAUUAUGAAUAAUUGGUAAAUAUUGUGCAAUGAAAAUAUAAAUACGAAUGAAUAGACAUAAUUGGGUACAGCUUUGUCACAAAAACACUGUAUUUACGGGUUUUCUUUAUAUUGUAAUGCAUAUUCAUGAAAGUCUCAUUAGUCUCAUUAGAAAUGUUAUAUAAAUGUUAACAUCACUUUAAAUAUUAUAAAUAUUACUAAUUCGAAAACAAAUUUUUUCAACAAUAACAUAUAAUAUAUUAUAGCUUAGAGAAC
Molecule: messenger RNA, 2289 nt
Organism: Rhizophagus irregularis DAOM 181602=DAOM 197198
Lineage: Eukaryota; Fungi; Glomeromycota; Glomeromycetes; Glomerales; Glomeraceae
Biological process (GO): SCF-dependent proteasomal ubiquitin-dependent protein catabolic process
Cellular component (GO): SCF ubiquitin ligase complex
Molecular function (GO): protein binding
Source: RefSeq, a predicted model, not a curated record